GGAGUCCGAGAACGAAGGCCGAUCUAUCGCGGACGCGGGUCCAAAGCAGCGGUGCACACAGCUGAGCGCCGGCUUAAUUCAAAACGCCAUCGGAAGCAGACGCGCCAAGGCACCGGGUCCAAAAGUGAAAGGGGUGUUAUUUCUGCUAGACGCUACCAGCCCCCGGUGGGCGAGCGCUCCUGCGGGCAUCCGUUUUCUGAUUACGCGACGGCGAUCUUGCAUGUGUCGUCCUGUGCCUCUGAUUCAGGAUUAUUGGAACGCUGUUUGCAUGUCAGGGUUUUAUUCUGUUUUUGUGUAGUGACUGGAUGUGUGCUCGAAUCGAACACUCAUUGGAAUUAUUGCCGUUAUUUUAACGUCCUGUAUGUGUUCCAAAACUGACCACUGAAUAAAUUUAUAUUAUAUAUUCGAAGAAUAUGUAAGGCACAAAAUUGAUGACAUAUGAAGGUCAGGAUGGACUCUAGGAUAGGUCUAGACUUUAUUGUUGAGAAUCCCGAGUACAUCAGGAAAUUGGCCGCAGCCCUCGACACCAACAAUGUGACAGUAAAGAAGCAAGUCUUUGAAUUGCUGUCGGCAUUGUGCGUGCACAAUGAAGAGGGCCAUGCUCGCGCCCUUGACACUUUAGACCACUACAAGAAAAUUAAAGGGGAGAGAUACAGACUGAAUAUAAUAGUUCAAGAAUUGGACCGAUCAACAGUAGUGGACUAUCAAACAGCGCUGGUAGCGUUCAUUAACUGUCUCAUUAUAUCCACAUCUAGACUCACGGACAGAACUAGACUGAGAAAUGAAUUUAUAGGAUGCCACCUCCUUCCGGUGCUCAACAACUUACGAAAAUGUGCUGAAGCUGAACCCGAACUGGCUGUGCAAUUGGAUGUUUUCGACGAACAACGUGAUAGCGAUGAUGCUCAAAGUCUGCAUGGACCUCAUGGCGUUGACCUUAACUCACCACUUGACGUAUUUUACGCUAUUCUUAAACAGGUUGCCGAAACUCCACAAGAGAUACCAUUCCUCAGCAUUCUUCAGCACUUGUUACGGAUCGACCCAAAAGAGGCGGUCAGCGACAUCAUUUGGGACACCGCCGAACGUCUGGUGCACCGCGCUACGCUCUUAGAGACCCGCGACGAUGCCACGCGACUACUGCGAACUCCCAGUGUACAAUCGAAAUUUAACUUCUGUCACUGCCAACAAGGGACCGUGGCCACGACGCCCAGCAGGAAACAAUCGCUGAGCACCACGCCCCUGAGUCCCACGCCUGGACCGCCCCCACCUCCACCACUAGGACCAGCUCUACCUCCUCCCCCACCUCCUCCACCAAAUAUUCCUGCUCCACCAGUUAAUCCGCCACCCAUUCCCGCACCGCCCACUGCGCCUUCGAUGAAAAGAAACACUAAUGCGCAGCAGCAACACGAAUCUGAUACUGUGAUAGAAAAGUUACCCCAGCAGGAAAUACCCGCACCAAAAUUUAAAAUGAAGACCAUUAACUGGAACAAAAUACCCAGUAAUAAAGUUGUAGGAAAAAACAAUAUUUGGACCCAAGUGGCUUACAGCCAUCAGCAUUCUCCGAUGGCUGAUAUGGACUGGUCUGAAAUGGAAGGACUAUUUUGCCAGCAAGCCCCCCCAUCCCCAAAAUUAGGAAACCGAGACAGUUGCUCAUCCGAAACAGUAGAAAGGCGAAUGAGGAAAGAAAAUGCAGAGAUUACCUUGUUGGAUGGCAAACGAAGCUUAAAUGUAAACAUAUUUUUGAAACAAUUCCGGAGUUCUAACGAAGAUAUUAUACAAUUAAUACGAAAUGGCGAACACGAUGAAAUAGGAACCGAAAAAUUAAAAGGACUACUAAAAAUACUACCAGAAGUAGAUGAAUUAGAUAUGCUAAAAUCUUUUAAUGGUGACUUUAGUAAAUUAGGAAAUGCAGAAAAGUUCCUAAUUCAACUAACAAAUCUAUCAAACUAUAAGCUAAGAAUUGAAAGUAUGUUACUGAAAGAAGAAUUUGCAUCUAACAUGGGAUAUCUCGAACCCAGUAUUAACUCUAUGAUUAUCGCAGCACAAGAUUUAAUGACCAAUAAACCUCUUCAGGAAGUUCUCUAUAUGAUAUUGAUCGCAGGAAACUUUCUCAAUGCGGGUGGUUAUGCGGGUGAUGCAGCAGGUGUUAAGCUUACUUCGUUGCAGAAAAUCACAGAUAUCAGAGCUAACAAACCAAAUAUGAAUCUUAUUCAUUUUGUAGCUUUACAAGCAGAGAAAAAGAACAAGAAUCUUUUAUCCUUUACUGACAAUAUAAGUGUCCUGGAAGACGCAGCAAAAACCACAGUGGAGCAAAUACAAAAUGAAAUUAAUGCUUUAGAUGUCAGGAUAAAGAAAAUUAAGAAGCAAAUAGAUCUUCCAUCUACUGAAUCUGAAAUACAACAUCAAAUGAUAGACUUUUUAAAGAUGGCUGAAAGAGAAGUGGCUAAUUUACAAAGAAACAUGGGAAAUUUGGAUAGCGUGCGCCGGCAAUUAUCAGAUUUCUUUUGUGAAGACGCGAACUCUUUUAAAUUAGAGGAAUGCUUUAGGAUAUUCCAUGGUUUCUAUUGUAAGUUUAAACAAGCAAUCGCAGAAAACGAAAGGAGAAGACUGCAAGAAGAACAAGCCAAUGCACGAAGACGUCAGAGGGAAGAAUUAUUGGCUACGAAGAGAAGACAAAUGGAAAAUUUAGCUGGAGCUCCAGACAAUGAGGGUCCAUUUAUUGAUAUGCAAAUUUAUGACACUAGGGCAGGUUUUCCAUCGAAAAAGGGCAGGAAAUCAGUAAAUGGCAAUGGUAUGUCAGAAGAUGAGGUGUCAAUAACGGGAUCUCCCUUACUCUCUAGAAGACGUUUGGGCUCAUUCAAUGGUAAUAACGGUGAUUCAACCACCGGUAAGGAAGAAAAAUCGCCAGACAUAACACCAAAUGGCAGUUUGAGACGUAGAAGAAGUCGAGUUCUAUCAGAAGAGGAUGAAGGUAAUUUAAUGGACUUCCUUAGGGCAUCUGGACAUGAUACAAGUCGAGAAAGAAAAUCAUGGGGAAGCUUAGAUCGAUCAUGGGCAAGAAAGGCUAGAGGAAGCGGUCCUAGAAAACGUCCGGCACUUCUGGGUGCUGAUUUUUCAUCAGAACGAGAGAGACCAUCAUCCCCCUCGCCACUCACAGAAUCGAAGCCACUUCCAACAUCGGCACCAGAGGAAGAAACCAAACCAAAGGAAUGGCGUCAAAAAAUCGAAUCUUGGCUUCAAGCCAACGAAAGUGAUCAAGCCAGUGACGAACAAAGAAGACAAAGUAGACGAUUAACUAAUAGAAGAUCAGUUGAAUUAGAUUCAGAAAGUGAAAGAAGUAGUACUCUUGACACUUUACCAGAAGGGAAACAAGUUUACAGUGGCAGUCAAUCUAAUUACAGAAAAGUGUAUCCAGCUUGGAAACCUUCUUCCACUAUUGAUAAAACAGAUGUUGUUAGUGCUAUGGAAGCAGUUGAAGAAGUCCAGCCGCAAAUCAAAGAUAAAUCCGCAUGGCGUAAAUCAACACUUAAUGUCGCAAAUAGCACAGAAGAAGCCAAAGAUGAUAACUUCCUCGGUAGAUAUUCAAUUUCACGUUUGGAUUCGAAUGGGAACCCCAAACUGUUGCACUCUAUUUCGGAAGAUAAUGAUCGCAAGCACUUGAUAAGUUCGUUAGGUAAUCAAUCUAACAGCGACAAAUUAACACUGUAUAUUAGAAAACCUACCCAAACAUCACCACCACCUUCUGAUGGCAAAUUGAGUAAUAGAAGAGCACAAGAGUCAAAUACGGAUCAAACUGUUAGUAAUAAGGUUGAAAUUGAUCAGGAUAAUAUAGAAACACCUCCAGCUACAAGAAAAGUGUUUACUCCAACACCUGUUGACAAAAGAGAACCCGUGCCACCCACACCAUGUCGAAGAUUGGCUAGAAAUAAUAAUAACGAUGAAUCUGAUAUAAAUUCUACACUGGGUGAUGGGCAGUUUGAUCGGUACUCGGCGACUAGACGUACAAGGCGGUAUAAAAGAAAUACUGAGAAUUUGGAUGCAUCAUCUCCGACGGAAGUUGUGGCUGAAACUCAUAUAGUUAAACCUGCAGCACAAAUCGAAAUAUCUCAACCAAUUAACUUGGUGGAACCUGUAGUAGAUAAAGAAACUCGUCUCAAAGGGUGGCAAGAAAAACUAAAAAGUCAAAAUGAACCAGAAAUAAAUAGAACGUCUAGGAGAUACAGAAAUCAGACAGGUAUUAAUAGGGAUGAUGUAGAAUUGGCAUUGCUUACUAAUUCAAAACCUAGUUUAAACGUAUCCACAACUUACAUUACUGCAGAACCUAAAAUUGAAUCCAGCAAAAUUGAUAUCCCUACAAAAAGAACCAAAGAACAUGAUAACGAUGAAGGUUUCGAAGAAACUCAAAGUUUGAUGUCAGAAUCUCCGAGUCAAGGUGCAUCAUCAGGUGGAAACUAUGAAACAGAUAUUGUUAUAUCUGAUUAUAGCAAAUCUAAACCUAGACGGGCUAUUUCUACUGAAAGUAAGGGGACUAUUGAUUCAACCACAAGUAGUGACACUCAAGUACAAUCAAGUAGACACUUGAAACCGACAUCAAGAAUUACCCGAACUCAGUCGAGCACUCCAAAACCAAAUUAUGCUAGAAGUUUGGACAGGUCAAACUCUCUUCGUACAACGAAUCAAGAUAAUGCAAGGAAAAGUGUAAUACCUCGUAGAUCAGACAGUUUAAGGAAAAGCGAUUCAAAAACAAGUAUUACAUCGAACAAAAAUACAAGUGUGCAAAGAUCCAAUUCUAGAAAUAGUAUAGUUAGUUCCAGAAGUUCUCUGAAUAGUGCGACAUCAACCAACACAGUUAAAAGAGUACCUUUAAAACCUUCAAACACGAAUUCUACUCCGAUCAAACCUAUUCAGAGGACACCUAGUAACAGAUCUAUAAACUCGACAAAUAAAACGACUAUAAAACGAUCACCUUCCACAGGAAGUACAACUGGAAGUACUAGACCUCCAAGACCUGGUGCAAUGUCUUUUAUGAAACCGACAACGUCUAGUUCUACUAAAAUUAAUUCAAACCUACCACCAAAUCGACCCACGUUGUUUAGAUCAAAGAAUUAAAUUAAGUAGGCGAAUUUUAAAUGAAUUUUUGAUAAUAUAUUUAAAUCACACGGUGCCAUGCAGAAAAAAUUGUCAAAUGAAUUUGAAUAUUAAAUCACGUACUUUUUGUUAACUAGUCAAAAACGCCUUUGCUACUUAGUACUUAAGAAAGGUGACGAAUAUUCAAAAUCUAUUUGAUUUCUAUUCAUUUAAUUUCAAAUGAAAUAUGAUUAUAGUCAUUGCUGAUUGUAUUUAGAUUGUUUUAUAACAUAGUUUUACGAUAUUUAUUUUGUAAUUACGUUCAAUCCUCUAAUUUGACUAGAUUACAGUAUUAUAAAGUCUCAUUUAAAAACUAACCUUACUCACAAUUUAAGAAUAUUCAUUUUGUAUUUUUAUAUUUUAUUAUUGUAACUAAUAACUAAAUGCAUAUUUAUUUGUUACCAAAUAUUUAACCACAAUAAAUAUUAAGAAUUCUAA
Messenger RNA from Aethina tumida (small hive beetle), 5562 nucleotides. Its product is annotated as inverted formin-2. Gene Ontology annotation, biological process: cellular component organization. Lineage: Eukaryota; Metazoa; Arthropoda; Insecta; Coleoptera; Nitidulidae. Gene Ontology annotation, molecular function: actin binding. The transcript has 24 exons. The coding region runs from base 439 to 5106 and encodes 1555 amino acids. The record is from RefSeq and is a predicted model, not a curated record.